Sitodiplosis mosellana (orange wheat blossom midge) is the source of this 714-nucleotide messenger RNA. Its product is annotated as endophilin-B1-like. Gene Ontology annotation, molecular function: protein binding. The record is from RefSeq and is a predicted model, not a curated record. Lineage: Eukaryota; Metazoa; Arthropoda; Insecta; Diptera; Cecidomyiidae.
UCUGGGAGGACACCAGCCAUACGUUCCAGUUGUAUUACAUAACGACAAACCAAAGAACCUGAACAGCGCUAAUGCGCCAGGAAACUCAUGUAACAGUCAGAAUAUUUGUGGUAUACAAAACGAUUGGAAACAAAGAGCUCGGGUACUUUGCUCAUAUGACGCAACGGACAGUACUGAGCUUAAUCUCAGCGCUAAUGAGAUCAUAUUUGUGACGGAAUUAAAUCCCCUCAAUUCUGAUUAUAUGUAUGGAAAACAAGGCCUGAUGAAUGGCUUAGUACCAAAAGCAUUCUUGGAACUUUUGGAAGAAUAAUUUUCUUGUGGUAUGGCAUCGGAGUAUAUUGUUUCGAUGUUCUGAUAUCAUUUUGCCUCCUAACAUUCAAUUAAAUCUGUUCGCAAAUAUUUAUUCUAUUCCUUUAGAAAUUUAAUUGUAAUAAAUACUCUCUUUGCUUCAGGUUCACAUAUUCUUAAAAUACGCAUAGUUAAGCAGGGGGGUUACAGAUUGACAGUUGAGCUGCAUGAUAUAUACUGAAUGAAUAGUUUUGCAGCUUGCCGUAUAUGAUAUUGUAGGGCAAACUGCGGCGCUAGUGUGCUUGUGUUUCAAUCUACAAACCCCCUGUAGUUAAGAUAUUCAUUAGAUAACUACUAUGUAUAAAAUCGUAUUGUUGAUUUUUAAAUAACGAUACAAAUAAAACAGCCAUGAAAUGUUUAGAAAAA